Messenger RNA from Theileria parva strain Muguga, 765 nucleotides. It is a transcript of the gene CTDSPL, whose product is annotated as dullard-like phosphatase domain protein. The coding region runs from base 1 to 765 and encodes 254 amino acids. The record is from RefSeq and is a predicted model, not a curated record. Gene Ontology annotation, molecular function: phosphoprotein phosphatase activity. NCBI's taxonomy places the organism in Eukaryota, Apicomplexa, Aconoidasida, Piroplasmida, Theileriidae. The transcript has 3 exons.
AUGGAAAAGAGCACGACUCUGAUACGUUUUAAUGAAAUUUACACCAUACCAGAGGAUUCCAACCUUAAUGACACUGAACAUACAGCACGACAGUUUAACACAGUAACCAGCGGUACAACACGUUAUGAAGUGGGAAUCGCCAAGGAAAGGAGGGAAACGGGAUUUACGUAUGGCACGACUUUAGUACCCAAAGUCUGUACAGUAAGAAAAAAAAUGCUGGUGUUAGAUUUGGAUGAAACGCUAAUUCACUCCUCAUUCGAACCCUCAAACAACUCUUUCCCAAUGCAAUUGAUGCAGAAUGGUGUGGAGAGAACGAUUUACAUAGGUAAGCGUCCGUACUUGUCUGAGUUUUUAUCUGUGGUAUCGAAUUUUUACGAGAUUGUGAUUUUUACUGCGGGUUUAAAAUCGUACGCGGACCCCGUGAUUGACUUCAUUGACCCUGACGGGGUGUGUAAGAGAAGAUUAUUCAGGGACAGUUGUAAGUACUGGAACGGUUACUACAUUAAGGAUCUUGAGAUUCUUAAUAAGCCCCUGAAGGACGUGGUUACUAUUGAUAAUUCGCCCUGUUGUUACUGUUUAAAUCCGGAAAAUGCCAUACCCAUUGAGACGUGGUUUAACGAUGAAAAUGACUCAGAAUUGUGUGAUUUAGUGCCUCUGCUGAGGCGUUUGGCACACACUGAGGAUGUCACCAACAUAAUUCCCUCGCUCUUUAACCAUGAAAUUUUCUUCACCAAAGUCACAAUCUCACAAAUCAAACAAUUGUAA